AAGAAAAAGCGCAGGCAACUUGCAGAGAUUGCAAUCAUAAUAUUGAGGAUGAAGUUUCUCGUUAUUGCAGUUGUUCUUAGCAUUAUGAAUGCAGGUGUUUAUGGAGCAGACCCUGAUCCGCUUACAGACUUCGCUCCUGGACUAAAAACCUUCACACUCCGCAACAUUUUCUCUAAUGGAGAUGUUACUGUCGAUUCGGGAGGAGUACGUGCUGCCACUUCAGUCGCCAAGUUUCCUGCCGCAGCAUCUCAGGGGCUGCAAUAUGUGAGGUUCAAGAUGGUUCCGUGUGGAGCAAAUCUACCACAUACACAUCCACGAGCUUCAGAAAUGCUUACUCUUAUCUCCGGAGGGCCUCUUCAAGUUGGUUUUGUUGACACUCAAGGUCAAGCUUUCAUCGAUAUUUUGCAUCCUGGAGAUGUCACUAUAUUUCCGAGGGGUACACUCCAUUUUGAGCUUAAUAUUGGAAGUGAAGAAGCUAAUUAUAUCUCUGCUCUCAACAGCCAAAAUCCUGGUGUCGUGACGAGCAGCGUGUCAAUAUUGAGGCUUCCGUUGAAAAUUGUGGCAACAGCUUUCAACAUCACCCAACAAGCUGUGAAGAAAUUAGAUUCAACGAUAUAUGCCAGUGCAACGGGACUGAAGAAAACAUCCAAAAGCGGUUGCGUUCCAGGGAGAGAUAUUACUGUAGACUUUUAA
Messenger RNA from Cryptomeria japonica (Japanese cedar), 693 nucleotides. Its product is annotated as germin-like protein subfamily 1 member 16. The record is from RefSeq and is a predicted model, not a curated record. Gene Ontology annotation, molecular function: manganese ion binding. The transcript has 4 exons. The coding region runs from base 49 to 693 and encodes 214 amino acids. Gene Ontology annotation, cellular component: cell wall. NCBI's taxonomy places the organism in Eukaryota, Viridiplantae, Streptophyta, Pinopsida, Cupressales, Cupressaceae.